CUGAACGAGCCCAGUCUGGUGGAAGGUUUGGUUCUGAUCAACGUUGACCCGUGUGCUAAAGGCUGGGUGGACUGGGCCGCCUCCAAGCUGAGCGGCUGGACGAGCAACCUGGUGGACGUCAUCAUGGGACACCACUUCAGCACCGGAGAGUUGUCAGAGAACAAAGAGGUCAUCCAGACGUACAGACUCCACAUCUCUCAGGACAUCCUGCAGGAGAACGUGGCCAUGUUCUACAACAGCUACGACAGUCGGACCGAGCUGCAGGUGGAGCGUCCCGUCCUUGGUCUCAAUGAAAACCUCAUCAGCACUCUAAGGUGUCCCUCUCUGCUCGUGGUUGGAGACACGUCGCCUGCAGUCGAUGCUGUGGUGGAGUGUAACUCCAGACUGGAUCCCACCAAGACCACCCUGCUCAAGAUGGCGGACUGUGGAGGACUUCCACAGGUGGUUCAGCCUGGAAAACUGGCCGAGGCCUUCAAGUACUUCGUGCAGGGGAUGGGCUACA
Molecule: messenger RNA, 502 nt
Organism: Nematolebias whitei (Rio pearlfish)
Lineage: Eukaryota; Metazoa; Chordata; Actinopteri; Cyprinodontiformes; Rivulidae
Product: protein NDRG3
Biological process (GO): signal transduction
Cellular component (GO): cytoplasm
Source: RefSeq, a predicted model, not a curated record